UAUCUUGAGAACAUGCAGUUUCCCUCAAGUUUUGUCUUUCCACCUGAAGCAGUCGCUCAAACCCCCGUGGCUCUAAACACAGGAGGUGUACCUUUAAAUAGCCUAUCACCCAUUCCUUUAGGAAUGCCACCAAACGUACCUUUAGGUAUGUUUUCACUUGACAGCACGCAAGUAACUCAAGCAACACAAGUUUCUCAGUUACUUUCACCAGCACCUUCAUCACCACUUUCUAUACUUGAAUAUC
Messenger RNA from Racocetra persica, 244 nucleotides. Lineage: Eukaryota; Fungi; Glomeromycota; Glomeromycetes; Diversisporales; Gigasporaceae. The record is from the annotation of a GenBank genome assembly.